Molecule: messenger RNA, 2394 nt
Organism: Musca vetustissima
Lineage: Eukaryota; Metazoa; Arthropoda; Insecta; Diptera; Muscidae
Gene: fat-spondin
Product: spondin-1
Exons: 6
Coding region: 9-2387 (792 amino acids)
Biological process (GO): cell adhesion
Cellular component (GO): extracellular matrix
Molecular function (GO): serine-type endopeptidase inhibitor activity
Source: RefSeq, a predicted model, not a curated record
UAAUUAAAAUGCUGCUGGCUAACCGUUCAGCCGGACUACUAUUCUAUUUUUGCCUAAUCGCUGUGAUUUGUGUGACAUAUGUCAAUGGCUGCACUCGUGCUCCAACACAUUUGCCGCAUGGAAGGCGCACACGCGGCGACAAUGGUUACAGACUAAUUGUGGCUGAUGGCCCAAGUGGCUAUGUGCCCGGAAAGGCCUAUAAUAUUCUUCUACUCGGUUCCCGUACCCAUUCGAAAGUUCAACAUUUCACCCAUUUCUCAAUUACCGCAGAAGCUCAUAUUGGUGGAAGACGACCAAUUCCCGCUAAUCCACAACGUGUGGGACGUUUCCAACUUUUCAGUGACUCCUUGACCAAGUUCAGCGAUCGUUGUGUUAAUACCGUUGCUGAGGCAGAUGAUUUACCCAAGACGGAAAUUCAAGUUAUGUGGGUGGCGCCUGAAGCUGGUUCGGGUUGUGUGUCAUUGUCGGCAAUGGUAUAUGAGGGACCACGAUCGUGGUUCUCCGAUGAUGGCCAGUUGACACAGGUUAUUUGUGAGCGCAAAGUUGACCACACCACCAUUCAGAAGGAGUGCUGUGCCUGUGAUGAGGCCAAAUAUAGUUUUGUUUUUGAGGGCAUUUGGUCCAAUGAAACCCACCCGAAAGAUUAUCCCUUUGCCGUGUGGCUAACCCAUUUCUCUGACAUCAUUGGUGCUUCGCAUGAGACCAACUUUUCGUUCUGGGGUGAAAAUCACAUUGCCACCGAUGGUUUUAAAUCUUUGGCUGAAUUCGGUUCUCCCAGUGCCUUGGAAGCGGAAUUAAGAACCAAAGGUCCCAGGCUACGUACACUCAUUAAGGCUGCUGGCCUUUGGUAUCCCAAUGUAAAUUCCAAUACUUCUUCCACGUUCCGUGUCGAUCGUAAACAUAAUAAAGUUUCGAUGGUUUCAAUGUUUGGUCCAUCACCUGAUUGGGUUGUGGGUAUUAGCGGUGUUGAUUUGUGUACCGCCGAUUGUUCAUGGAAAGAGUCAAUGGAUUUCGAUUUAUAUCCAUGGGAUGCGGGUACGGAUAGUGGUAUCACCUAUAUGUCUCCAAAUUUGGAGACACAACCACGUGAAAGGAUGUAUCGUAUAACACCAAUGUACCCUGAAGAUCCACGUGCUCCGUUCUAUAAUCCUGUCACUAAGACAAUGAAGCCAUUGGCUAAGCUGUAUAUUCGUAGGGAGAAGAUUAUUUCCCGUACCUGUGAUGAUGACUUUUUGCAAGCUUUGCAGUUGGAGGUUUCCGAUGAUACUGAGGAUCAGGAUACAAGAGUUGAAUGCCAGGUUACAGAUUAUACCCCUUGGGCGCCAUGUUCGGUAACUUGCGGUAAGGGUAUACGCAUGCGCACUCGUAAAUAUGUUAAUCCCGAAAAGGCUGAAAUGGCCAAGUGCAAUCGGCAAUUGGUGUCAAAGGAAAUGUGUGCCGCUGCCAUUCCCGAAUGCGGAAAUCAACAAGAUGACGAAGAUGAGGGCGAAAAUUUGGCAAAUUCCUCUUCGUUGGUCAAUGAAAAUGGUGAGGGAACUGGCAUUUGUCAAACCACUCCCUGGAGUGGUUGGUCAGAAUGUUCCGCUUCCUGCGGUAUUGGUAUUACAAUGAGAACUCGCACAUUCAUAAAUCAUUUGGGUCGUAAACGUUGUCCUCACAUUAGCGUGGUGGAGAAACAAAAAUGUAUGCGUCCCGAAUGUACCUUCGAAGAAGUAGAAUUACCCGAUCCCAUGUGUCCCACCACUCAGUGGAGUGAUUGGAGUCCCUGCUCGGCCACUUGUGGUAAGGGUGUUACUAUUCGCACUCGGGUGUUGCUGCUGGAGGAGGGUAGCGUCAAGGAGGAGUGUACCAAACGCAUGGAAUUGAAUCAGCAGAAGGAAUGUACCGUUGCUCAGGAUUGUAAUAUUAAUUUUGAAAUGGCCAAGGAAAUCUGUGCCAGCCGUUUUGACAGUGGCCCCUGUCGCGGCAGCUAUAUGCGUUAUGGUUACAACAAGGACACCGGUCGCUGUGAAACCUUUACCUAUGGUGGCUGUCGUGGUAAUCGCAAUAACUUCCUGACCGAAGCUGAUUGCAUGAACACCUGUGGACGUUUGUCGGCGACAACUAACAGCCAACCGCAACAAAUUACCACUUCUAGACCUGCUCCAUUGCUGAAUAUUCCAUCAUAUCGUCCAUAUAAUUCGGGUGUUAGCACCAACAGUAAUGAUGACACGGUCCCAGAGGGUUGCAUCAUGUCCGAAUGGUCUAAUUGGUCGGAGUGCAGUGUACGUUGUGGUCUAGGCUAUUCGGAACGUUAUCGUUAUGUUAUUUCCGAACCUAAAAAUGGCGGUCAACCAUGUCCUAAGCGCACCGUGAAGAAGCGUCGUUGCACCAUGACAGAUUGUUAGAAUGGAG